ACCGACCAGCUCAAUUACUGUACACUCCAAUUCAUAGAUAACGUUAGCUAGCUAACUAGCAAGAAGUCAUAGUAGGGUACAAUGUGUCCCAUUCAAAAGUCCGUUGCAACUUAGCUAGCUACAUUGAGAGAGUUGUAAGCAGAAACAUUACUUGUAGCCAAUGUUAGCUAACUAGAGUUAGCAUCUUCAUACUUUCUGCUAGCAGACAGCUAACGGUAGAUGGCUACAUGCAAUACUAGAUAGCUAGCUAUGUCUACAACCUCUAAAGUUGUACUGGGCAUUUCUGUGAUACUUACGGUGAGCACCGUUGCAGGAGUGCAUCUCAAGCAAAACUGGGACCAUGAGAGACUUCAUGCGGGAGUACUUAGAGACAUUGAACGUUUGGAGAGGAAGAGAGAGAACCUGCGAGUGCUCGAGCAACAAAGAAGUCUGACCAAGGAGCUCAAGGCAGAGCGCGACAGGAGAGAAUCGGGGCAGCAGGGCUCCGACCAACCCCAGGAGUAGACUGUCUGACUCCACCUGGUUAUGAUGGAAAGAGGUGUUGAGCAGAGGAGCCAAGUGGAAGAUGAGGCCAUGUGCACCUC
This is a messenger RNA of Oncorhynchus nerka (sockeye salmon), 584 nucleotides long. RefSeq names its product protein PET117 homolog, mitochondrial (gene pet117). The transcript is spliced from 3 exons. The coding region runs from base 250 to 504 and encodes 84 amino acids. NCBI's taxonomy places the organism in Eukaryota, Metazoa, Chordata, Actinopteri, Salmoniformes, Salmonidae. Gene Ontology annotation, cellular component: mitochondrion. The record is from RefSeq and is a predicted model, not a curated record. Gene Ontology annotation, biological process: mitochondrial respiratory chain complex IV assembly.